Messenger RNA from Verticillium alfalfae VaMs.102, 1188 nucleotides. RefSeq lists its product as hypothetical. The transcript is spliced from 4 exons. The coding region runs from base 1 to 1188 and encodes 395 amino acids. The record is from RefSeq and is a predicted model, not a curated record. NCBI's taxonomy places the organism in Eukaryota, Fungi, Ascomycota, Sordariomycetes, Glomerellales, Plectosphaerellaceae.
AUGGCGACCAUUCGCGCCCUGUGGCCCCUUCCCGUCAACAGACGACCGACAACGACGCGGGCCUCCAUCCCAACCAACCCGCUACUCUUCAGCAACCCUGUAUGGAGCGGCGCCAACACUGUGCCGAGCACAAUCAUCCGGAACAUCACCACCUUCAACACCCGAAACGGCAUCAUCCGCGGCCUCCUAUACGUCCCGGAGAUUUCGGAAGCGAAUCCAUGCUACGAACAGCAGUACGAUCUGAUCCCGCGAAAUGUCACCACGCGAGAACAGCUGCCCCCGCCCAUGUACAACCUUAUUGCACUUGCGCCCUGGUUUAACUCUACAUGCACCAAGGCAUACCUAGCCGCUGCUCGCCUCGAUCCCAUUCGGGCGUUCAUAUUCUACCGCCCUAACAAUUCCACAAGAGAACCUCAAGGCGUCAACUCUCCGAUAUGGGAUCUCGAAGAUGGCGGCGCCUGGCAUUCCCAGAAUCACUUUCCUGUCUUUGCAGUCCCGGGCUCGGAAGGCUCAAAGAUGAUGAAACAGCUCGGUCUAUACUCUGGAGACCCGUCCACGAUACCGUUUGCCGAAGAAGUCCAAGCCGAACACGACCCGAAUCCUCGAGAUUAUAUACGAGUAUGGACCGAAUUGACGAUAACCGACCAACAGAAUCUGCCAGCCAUGUGGACCUGGAUCUUGAUCGUCGUAGGCGCCCUGCUCUUCAUCAUCGCAUGCGUCUCCGUCACCAUGCAUCUCGUGCAACGACAAAGGCGGGCUUCGUUGCGGCGCCGCGUCAUCAGCAGAGAGGUGGACCUAGAAGCAAUGGGUAUCAAGCGAAUGGCGGUGCCACCUGCUCACAUUCGAGAGUUCCCCCUCUUUACGUACAGUUAUCAGCCAGAAGUCGCCAGCGCGCCCUCGACACCACUGGCAAGCCGGUCUCUGCGAUCACCACGAAGCGUACGAACCGACCAACGAGCCAUUUCCGAUGUCAUGUCGAGCUCGCGCACUCGGCGAUCUAGCCUAACAAGCUCUGCGAACACCAUCGCCACCAACUACCAACCACAAUGCCACAUCUGCCUGGAGCAGUACGAAGACCAAUAUGCUACCACGCGGAUACUGCCCGAAGAUUUCGAACGCCAUGGUGCGGCGCGAGCGUGCCAUUCGACGGCUGCGCUCGCGUGUGAUUCUGGACGACUCGGACGAUGA